Molecule: messenger RNA, 1344 nt
Organism: Drosophila santomea
Lineage: Eukaryota; Metazoa; Arthropoda; Insecta; Diptera; Drosophilidae
Exons: 4
Coding region: 42-1286 (414 amino acids)
Source: RefSeq, a predicted model, not a curated record
UCUCAGUACGCGCGAUCAAGUGUAGUAGAGAUAUUUCAAAAAUGCCACCCCAAAGAAAGGAUGAGAAUGCUGUGGAGACGGAGGUUCCAAUUCCGGCCUGGGUGAAACCAGAGGCCUUCGAGGACCUGCUCAAGGAUAAUGUCAAGGAUUAUAAGAAGACGACGGCUCUGAGGGCCAAGGCGGGAGUUGCUGCUGGCGAAAACUAUGCCACCAUAAUGCUGAGACUGGAACUGGAUGUGGAAACGAAGGAUAAAUCGCAAGUGACCAAAGUAUUUAUGCUGAAAACUCCCCACGACACUGAGGCAUAUCGCAAGCUUCUUGAGGAAAACAACAUCUUCGAUGUGGAGCGCGGCAUGUAUGUGGAAGUGGUGCCCGAGCUGGAGCAGAUGUACCGAGAUGUGGGCUUGGAGGUCAAGUUUGGGGCUGUGGCCUACGAAAUCAAGGUUAGCGAGAACUAUGUUCUGUUGGAGGACCUGAGGCCACGUGGAUUCAGAAAUGUAGAUCGCCGGCAGGGCUUAGAUCAGGUCCACACUGAAAGUGUCCUGAAGAAGUUCGCCCAAUGGCAUGCGGCCUCCGCAGUUCGCGUGGAUCUCAAAGGACCUUACGACGUCAAGUAUACUCCUGGUUUCUUUGACUCGGAACAAAUCAGGAAUUUCUUCUGUGAUCGCAGCGCUAACGUUUUGCUGAAACAUAUUGAUCAGUAUGAGGGACAUGCAAAUUACGUAGAGGAUUUGCAAUGCGUUUCGAAGAAGUUAUUUGAUGUAUAUAAUGACUUAAAAGAAGCCAAAUCCGACGACUUCAAUGCCCUCAACCACGGCGAUGGUUGGUCCAACAACAUUAUGUUCCAGUACAACGACAAAAACGAGAUAACAAAUACCUAUUUUGUCGAUCUUCAAUUGCCAAAAUGGGGAUCAGUUGCACAGGACCUGUAUUAUUUCUUGCUCUCCUCAACUAAGCUGGACAUUAAAACGGCGAAAUUCGACUAUUUCAUCUGGUUCUACCACUCAGAGUUGGUAAAGCACCUGAAACUUUUGAAUUACUCCAAGAAACUGCCAACUUUAAGGAGCCUUCGCAAUGAGCUUAACAAGUACAGUGGAUGGGCCUUCAUAUGCUCUGUUUCCGUGAUGGGAGUUGUGCUGCUGGACCCUACAGAUAAUUCUGAUUUUGAUAAAAUCCUUUCCAGUGAGCAUCCCAGCUUUAUGAAUUCCAUCUACACCAAUCCCAGAUACCGCAGACAUGCGGAAGUUGUAUUGCCUUGGCUGCAGCACCGAGGGGCCAUGGAGUAAAGUAUCUAAAACAAUCUGUGCUCUAAUUUUUAAUUGAAAAUAAAUUAUAUGACUCUUG